Trichoderma aggressivum f. europaeum is the source of this 1356-nucleotide messenger RNA. RefSeq lists its product as uncharacterized. The coding region runs from base 1 to 1356 and encodes 451 amino acids. NCBI's taxonomy places the organism in Eukaryota, Fungi, Ascomycota, Sordariomycetes, Hypocreales, Hypocreaceae. The record is from RefSeq and is a predicted model, not a curated record. The transcript is spliced from 3 exons.
AUGGCGGGGAAGCAAGAUGGCAAGAAGAAGAAGAAGCAGAAGAAGCGAAGCAACCCGAGCGAUUCUGAUUCCACAGCCGACAAGGCCUCUUCCCCUUCAUCAUUACGUGUACCGAGAUCAAGUCGUCGACAACAGCAAGGGGAGCUGCUCUCGCUUCCGCGCUUCAACUUUUCCAUCCCUACAGAGUCGGUGGCGCAGGUCUUCUUCUUCCGCCACUACUCCAUGACGGGCGCGAACAGGUUCUACGCGAUGCAGAGCGCGACGUCGACGCCGACGGCCAAGAUGCUCGGGAUCUGGGCCGUGGGGCUGGCGGGUGUGGCGAAUUCCGAGAGGGACCAGGGCGUGAUGGCGCUGGCGAGGACAAAGUACGGUUUGACGCUACGUUCGAUUCAUGAAGCUAUUCGGGAGCGGGGGGAGGUGACGACGGAGUGUACGGUUGGGGCGGUGGUGAUGAUGGCUAUGUUUGAGAUUAUUGCAUGUCGGGAUAGUUUGUCGCUUGAGGCUUGGAUUUGCCAUAUUCAGGCGGCGGCGACGUUGAUACGGCAUUGGAGUGAGGAUGAGUGGAAGAAAACGAUUGAUGUGCGACCCUUUCUGCACUUGUUCUAUUUGCUGGCGAUGAGUUGUCUUAUUAGACGCGUACCUGUUCCUACUCACAUCUGGGAGCUUUGUCGCUCUUCUCCCGCGUUGAUAUCAGACGGGGAUUUGUUACCCGCUAGGCAGCUGUUCGGCAUAAUAUGUAGGUUUACGGAUAUGUAUUCAUUGGAGAAUACGGACCAGGUGACGAAAACCGCCGAGAUGGUCUCAACAGCGAUGAGCAUUGAAGGGGAGCUGCUAUCGUGGGAGUCAAAUCUCCCGCAUACAUAUAGAUAUACCGAUCCUGACAAGGGCCACGGACAUUCUCAUCACGUUUACGCAUGCUCCUUGCAAGCGUUCAUCUGGAACCAAUACCGCACAUGUCGGGUCCUUGUCCAUACCAUGCUGUUACGAUAUCUCGAUUCCCUCGCUUUACCUAUCACGCAGGCACAUCCCGUGCUGAUGGCGGCUUAUGCCUCGCAACGGGAAGCGUCGCGUAAGAUUCUGGCGACAAUGAUGCUCGACAUUCGCGGCAGCGCGUCGUAUAUCUUCGGGCUGUAUGAUACGACCAAGGCGAACAGUUCUUUGUCGCCUGAGCAUUCGGGGGUGUUUGGGUUGCUGGGCGCGAUACAGGUUUUGAUAGGUGUGGUAGAUAUCAGCGGUGAGGAUGCCGAUUGGUUGAGUGAGAUGCUUGAGGUUAUGGGGAGUCGGUGGGGGAUUGGGCAGGCUUUGGUGUUGGGAAGAUGUCUUAGGACGAGGAGUCGAGUGGGUUUAGAAUAUUGA